Molecule: messenger RNA, 1142 nt
Organism: Trifolium pratense (red clover)
Lineage: Eukaryota; Viridiplantae; Streptophyta; Magnoliopsida; Fabales; Fabaceae
Product: phosphatidylinositol N-acetylglucosaminyltransferase subunit P-like
Exons: 5
Coding region: 324-830 (168 amino acids)
Source: RefSeq, a predicted model, not a curated record
UGUCACUCUCAAAUAUAUUUCUAACUCUAUCAAUAUUUUUAGAAUAUUUUGUCUCUAUUAAACGUUUCUUAAUUUGGCCCCUCUAAUAACUCAGUCCCUAACAUUAUCCAUUUUCGAUCAAAAUAGUCUUUCGAUUGUGUGCUAUACUGAUAGAUCUUUAUUAUAAUCUAAAAAGCAUGAAAAUUUUGACCAGGCUCUAUUAAAAUCCUGGCUCCACCAUCGACCUGCCUCCCUCCGCACCGCUGUUGAUCCUCCGCGCCGCUUGUUUUCUUUCACAAAAUAAUGAUAAGCAAGUCCCCAUUCUGGAAUUGAAGGAAUGCGACAUGGAAAGUCCCCAUUCUGUCAAUAGUCCAAGAAGAACACUGAGUCUUUCAAGACAACGGAGGGCAACUGUGUCAUUUCUUGAUUCCGAUGAAAAAAACAACUCUGCCUCUGGAUUGUCAGCCGAUCAUGGCCCUAAGCCUUCUGAGGUUUAUGGUUUUGUUGGAUCUAUAACCACUGUUGUUGCUACAGUUAUUUUCUUGGUAUGGGCAUAUGUUCCAGAAUCAUGGCUACAUUCUAUUGGCAUCUCCUAUUAUCCUAGCAGAUACUGGGCUUUGGCAGUACCAACUUAUGUGAUGGUGACCAUUGUAUUAAUGUUGGCAUUCUACAUUGGCCUUAACUUUAUGUCAACACCUUCUCCUGCAUCCAUAAACACUGUUUAUGAUGAAUUCAGUAGGGAUCCUUUGAGGGUUGAGUUUUCGGACGAUGGAGAUGAGAAGCCCAUUGAUCCCAUAUCUGAUAUUGGCAUCGACAGAAUCAAUAAUGCUAUGUUCAAUAAUUCAACCUAACGAUCACACAUUCAAACCUGUUUCCAAUUGUGUGGUAGAUAUUCUGCCAAGCAGUUGCUGCUGAUGUUGAGUUCUAACAUGAGAUUAUCAAUUUCAAUUACAAUAUUAUUAUCAUCUUUUCAAAUGAUAAGAAAAAAGAAAUGUAUUUUUUUUAACUCAUGUGCCUUUGCAACUUGUUUAUUUUUCUCACUGUCGUGUACCUUCACAACUUGGUUUUUCUUCCUCGCUGUCAUGUACAAUAACACUAAUUUUGUGUACCGUUUUGAGGAGCCAACUUUAAAAUGUUAUAUGACAACUAUAACAAUACAUUUU